AAGCACAACCCGGCGAGAGGAGAGCGAGAGCCAUCGACGAGACGGCAAGAUGCAGAUCUUCGUGAAGACGCUGACCGGGAAGACCAUCACGCUGGAGGUGGAGUCCUCGGACACCAUCGACAACGUCAAGGCCAAGAUCCAUGACAAGGAAGGUAUCCCGCCGGACCAGCAGCGCCUCAUCUUCGCGGGGAAGCAGCUGGAGGAUGGCCGCACUCUGGCCGACUACAACAUCCAAAAGGAGUCGACGCUUCACCUGGUGCUGCGCCUCCGCGGCGGCAGCAGAGGUCAAUACCCCAAGAACCUCGAGCCCAACCUCCGCAUCCUUGCUCAAAAGUACAAUGAGAACAAACUAGUCUGCCGCAGGUGCUAUGCACGCCUACCCCUCAGGGCCACCAACUGCCGCAAGAAGAAGUGUGGACAUAACAAUCAGAUAAGGGAAAAGAAGAGGUUUAUGUCCAAGUUUGGGAGCGAUUCUUGAACAUUGGAAAUGAUGCUGAAGCAACCAUCUACCGUCAUAUAUAAUGGAGUUUUAAGUUCUGUCCUAGUUUUAAGUUAUGUUAGAUUUUGCUAAAUCGUCUAGCGCCAUAUAUAUAUAUUGGAGUAUAGUUUUGUCCAGUCCGGAUUUUGAACCUAUGUAUAUGCUAUCAAAUAUCCAUAUUAUAUAGAGUUAUUUAUUUUGA
Triticum dicoccoides is the source of this 680-nucleotide messenger RNA. Its product is annotated as ubiquitin-like. Gene Ontology annotation, cellular component: ribosome. The coding region runs from base 50 to 478 and encodes 142 amino acids. The record is from RefSeq and is a predicted model, not a curated record. Gene Ontology annotation, molecular function: protein binding; structural constituent of ribosome. Gene Ontology annotation, biological process: translation. NCBI's taxonomy places the organism in Eukaryota, Viridiplantae, Streptophyta, Magnoliopsida, Poales, Poaceae. The transcript is spliced from 4 exons.